Messenger RNA from Leopardus geoffroyi (Geoffroy's cat), 2862 nucleotides. RefSeq names its product interleukin 2 receptor subunit beta (gene IL2RB). Gene Ontology annotation, cellular component: membrane; external side of plasma membrane. Gene Ontology annotation, biological process: immunoglobulin mediated immune response; cytokine-mediated signaling pathway. The record is from RefSeq and is a predicted model, not a curated record. NCBI's taxonomy places the organism in Eukaryota, Metazoa, Chordata, Mammalia, Carnivora, Felidae. Gene Ontology annotation, molecular function: protein binding; cytokine receptor activity.
GCUGGCCUCAUCAGCCAGCUGCUACCUGGGCGGCUGGGAGUCUGAGUCGGAGCAGGGCCCUGGGGAGAUGGCUGUGGACCCAGCAGCAGAGAGAUCCCGAGAGAGUGCGCCGCAACCCCAUGUCUCAGCCAGGGCUCCCUUCCCUAGCUCCCACGCAUGGAUGUGAUGGCGGCUCCUGGUCUGCCCUGGUGUCUGUCCCUCCUUGUCCUCUUCCUGCCCCUGGGCAUCCCUCGGGCAUCCACAGCGGUGAACGACCCCUCCAAGCUCACGUGCUUCUACAACUCAAAAGCCAACAUCUCCUGUGUCUGGAGCUGGGAUGGGGACCUACAGGCCACAUCCUGCAGGAUCCACGCUAAGCCGGAUCAACGGUCUUGGAACAAAUCCUGUGAGCUGCUUCCGAUGGGAUCGGCCUCCUGGGCCUGUUACCUGAUCCUUGGAUCCCCGGAUACUCAGAGUCUGACUUCGGCUGACACCGUGGACAUGAGGGUGAUGUGCCACGAAGGGGAGAGGUGGAGGGUGCUGAUGACCCAGAAAUUCAAGCCCUUUGAGAACCUUCGCCUGAUGGCCCCCGACUCCCUCCAAGUCACCCACGUAGGGACCCACAGAUGCAACAUAACCUGGAAAGUCCGCCAAUCCUCCCACUACAUUGAAAGAUACCUGGCGUUUGAGGCCCGGAAAAGGUCCCCAGGCCACAGCUGGGAGGAGGCCUCCCUGCUGACCCUCGCGCAGAACCAGCAAUGGAUUUGCCUGGAGACCCUCACUCCAGACACCCUGUAUGAACUUCAAGUACGGGUCAGGCCCCAGCUGGGCAAAAACAAGGCUUGGAGCCCCUGGAGCCAGCCCCUGGCCUUCAGGACGAGGCCCGCAGCCCCAGGGAAGGAGGCUGUGCCCUUUCCUUGGCUGGGCCACAUCAUCAUGGGCAUCAGCAGUGCCUUUGGCUUCAUCAUCUCGGUCUACUUGCUGGCCAACUGCCGGUACAUCGGGCCAUGGCUGAAGAAGGUUCUGAAAUGCCACAUCCCAGAUCCCUCAGAAUUCUUCUCCCAGCUGAAGUCAGUGCAUGGAGGAGAUUUCCAGAAGUGGCUCUCCUCUCCCUUCCCCUCGUCGUCCUUCAGCCCCAACACGCCGGCACCCGAGAUCUCCCCGCUGGAGGUGCUGGACAGGGACGCCAAGGCUACACAGUUGCUCCUGCGACAGCAGGAGAAGGUGCCCUCCUCGCCCUCAGCCGAGACCAGCGGCCACUCGCUGACCAGCUGCUUCACCAAUCAGGGCUAUUUCUUCUUCCACCUCCCGGACGCUCUGGAGAUCGAGGCCUGCCAGGUGUACUUCACCUAUGACCCCUGCACGGAAGAGGCCGAUGAGGCCGGGCCCGGGGCGCCUGCGGGGUCUCUCCUGCCACCCCUGCUGCCCCCGCCCGGGGAGGAAGACGCCUACUGCACCUUCCUCCUCGGCGGCCCGGGCCCCCCAAACAGCCCCGGGGGCACUGGAGCCCAUGACAAGAAGCUGGCCCCCUCCCUGCAGGAGGGAGCUCCCAGAGACUGGGCCCCCCGGCCCCCGAUGUCUCCCCCGCCAGGGGCACCUGAGCCGGUGGACAUCCAGCCACCCCUGGAGGGCUCCGUGGAAGGAGCAAGAGAGGAGGUGCCGGGCCCGGGCCCUGGCCCUGGGGAGGGGGUCAGGGUCAGCUUCCCCUGGGCCAGCCCUCCUGGGCAAGGCCAGCUCAGAGCCCCUGCCUCCUGCCUGACCCUGAACACCGAUGCCUACCUGUCCCUCCAGGAGCUGCAGGAUCAUCAGGACCCGGCUCGCUCGGGGUAGACGGGCGACCCGGCGGGUCACUGCCCACCGUGGUGCCCGACCCAGUUGAGGGCUCGCUGUCCUCAAGGCUUGUCCACUGCCGAGUCACCCGGUUUCUAGCCGUGCCCCGGACGUCUCUGCCCAGAGGGGCCCCCACCCAACCUAGCACACUUGGCCGUUCAUUUCCAAAGACCUCAGUUGCUGCUUCCUGGUCCUAUCGCCCAAGUGCAGAGUGGGGGGGGUGGGGGCACCGUGACUCCCCCACUCCCUCAUCAGUCACGGAGCCCCAUGGCUUUUGUCCCUGAAGCAUCCCUCCUCUUCAGCCCUGCAAGCACUCUUGGGGGAGCGUUCUCGGGCUCUCCAGGGGUCUUCUCCGCAGGCUUCCUGCCCCAUCUCCCCCCCUCCCCCCCUCCCCCGCAGGGCAAUGAGAACAAUGAGAACGCUCUUUCCAGAACAGAAAUAUGGUUAAGCUGCCUCCCCCCGGUUAAAUCCCUGCCAUGCCUCCUCACUGCCCUCCGCUUCACUUCUUGGCCUGGCCCCUGCUCCUCCAGCAUCGUGUUGGGACAUUCCCUUCUGGAACCCUCCUCCUGAGCCACCAGAAGCUCCCUCCUGCCCCCACACCUUGGCGCAUGCUGUUCCCCGGUGGCCUCAGUGCCUCCCUCAUCUAGGGGACAAACCCCCCUUAUCCCUCAAGUGUCAGGUCCGCUUCCCUUGGAAGGAAACACCGCUUCCAUUCAUGUGCCCAGGCUUCACGAUUCAGUGCUGGAGGGACAGUUCUCGGGGUCACGGGAUGGCUAGACCCAGCGGCUCUGUCACUUCGCCCUUGGGAUCUCUCAUGACCUCAGCAUGCUUCGCUGCUGUGUCCUUACCACCGUAUGGACACAAAUCCCCCGGGGGGAGGGUGGGGGGAGAGGAGGGGACACUGGCUGGAUGUUUCCAUGGAGGUUUCACAGACUCCUAGGGCAUGCUGCUGGAAAGUGAACCUCCUGUCAGUGGCAGGUUCCGAUGCUGUCCCAGGGAGCCCAGAUCUGGGCCCCUGCCACUCCACCCUCUACUGGAGGGACCUCUUCCGUG